AGCCAUGCAUGACAUCAUUUUUGAAUUCAUCUAUAUUAACUUGAACGCAAAGUAUCUUUCUUGACACACCUCCACCAUGAAGUUUCAUGCCAUUGUGCUUCCCAGUGGAAAAAACACAUCUCCCAACAUCCCCAAACAGGUUUUCCAACUGGUCGUUACCUUGCUUCUCCUCGCCAUAAUACCCCUUCUCUUAAACAGAACUUCACAUUCGCCAUUGCCCUUUUCUAAGAUCAAUAUCCAUAAUUUGAGCAUAGAAUUUGACAAGACAUGCGAUAUAUUUAGUGGAAAAUGGGUUCCAUUCUCCAAGGGGUUGUAUUACACAAAUGCAACUUGCAAAUUGAUCAUUGAUCAGCAAAACUGCAUGAAGUUUGGGAGGCCCGAUACAGCGUUCCUGAAAUGGAGGUGGAAACCAGAAGAAUGCGAGCUGCCUUUCUUCGAUGGUUUUCAGUUCUUGGAGCUUGUCAGAGGGAAGUCAUUGGCAUUCGUUGGUGAUUCGGUCGGAAGGAAUCAAAUGCAAUCAUUGCUGUGCCUCUUGGCUAGUGUGGUUUAUCCGGAGGAUAUCUCUUACAGGUACACCUCAGACACAAACUUCAAGCGCUGGUUUUAUGCCGACUACAGUUUUACAUUGGCGACACUCUGGUCCCCAUUUCUAGUUAAAGCCAGUGACGCAGACCCCAGUGGUCAUUCCUACAACAGCAUCAUGAAACUCUACUUAGACAAGGUUGACGAGGCAUGGGCGCUGGAGAUUUCUAAAUUCGAUUAUGUAAUCAUCUCAGCCGGACAAUGGUUCUUUCGGCCACUAAUGCUCUAUGAAAAAGGUCAGCUUGUUGGGUGUCACAAGUGCCAACAACAAAAUAUCACAAACCUCACACACUCCUACGGUUACAGAAAGGCCUUUCGAACCGCUUUCAGAACGCUUCUAAGCCUUAGAGAUUAUAAGGGGGUGACAUUUUUGAGGACAUUCUCUCCAGCACACUUUGAGAAUGGGGAGUGGAACAAAGGUGGAAGUUGUGCGAGGACAAGGCCCUUUACCAUGGAAGAAUUAAAGGUCGAUCAGUAUAUUAUGGAUAUGUACUUCACUCAAGUGGAGGAACAAAGAGCAGCAGCAGAGGAAGGGAGGAAGAGAGGCUUACAAUUUAGGCUGCUAAAUACAACCGGAGCCAUGUUGCUGAGGCCAGAUGGACAUCCAAACCAUUACGGACACUCGCGGCAUAGGAAUUUGAACAUGGCAGACUGUGUCCAUUGGUGCUUGCCAGGUCCUAUUGAUACAUGGAAUGAGUUUUUGCUUCAUAUGUUGAAGAGGGAAGGUCAGAUGGCACCGGGAAGGAAACUACAGUAAAAUGCUUAGGAAUGGGAUACAUGUUAUACAUGUCACUAUACUAUUAGUUAAUUAAUUCUUUAUAUUAUAAAAUGUGCUAUAAUCUACGUUAUCAAA
Molecule: messenger RNA, 1435 nt
Organism: Carya illinoinensis
Lineage: Eukaryota; Viridiplantae; Streptophyta; Magnoliopsida; Fagales; Juglandaceae
Product: protein trichome birefringence-like 19
Exons: 2
Coding region: 77-1339 (420 amino acids)
Cellular component (GO): Golgi apparatus
Molecular function (GO): O-acetyltransferase activity
Source: RefSeq, a predicted model, not a curated record